Messenger RNA from Neodiprion virginianus, 3652 nucleotides. RefSeq lists its product as uncharacterized. The transcript has 8 exons. The record is from RefSeq and is a predicted model, not a curated record. Gene Ontology annotation, cellular component: extracellular matrix. Lineage: Eukaryota; Metazoa; Arthropoda; Insecta; Hymenoptera; Diprionidae. Gene Ontology annotation, biological process: cell adhesion. Bases 389 to 1942 code for a protein of 517 amino acids.
UCUGAACAUGGAACAGUCUCGCGUCGUUCCUCGAGCUUGCAGCGUCGGCGUCGCGACGCACUUCGAAACGCGCGACGAAACGUGAAACGUGAAACCGCAACAUCUCGAGCCUUUUUUCGACCUCUCGAAUCGUAACCGCGGUCAAGUUUUCCGUGUCAAAUUAGUGCCGCCCUCAGUUUCUGCUCAACUUAUCUAAGAUUUUUAUCGUGCGGUGAUGUGAACGUCGACGAUGGGUUCCAAGCCAGUUUGAGAUAGAGAAAAAGAAAGAGAUAGAGAGAAAAGGACAACGCUUACUUACCUCAAAGAGGGAAAGAGAGAGGAUAUCGCGGACAAAGGACGAAGAGGUGGAGGAGGAUAAGGCGGAGGAGAGGCUGGAGCGCAGGAAGCGAUGGUGCGCGAGGGUUUUAGAAGGCGGACCGGAUCCUCGGGGGUUUCCUGGAGGCCCCUGAUACUCCUGGCCUUCGUUUUUUCGGCUCUAUCAAUUUUCGCCGGCGUCGUCGAGGCUCAGUGCGGCGCCUCGGGCUCGAGUUCCUCCCAGCAGGACAAGCUUGCCCUCUACAAAGUCACCGUUAGAACUCACUGGUCCAGGGCUCGUUUUCCUCGGCAUUAUCCUGAGUGGCAACCGCCGGCUCAGUUCGGCAAGCUGAUCGGUCGGACCCACGACGCGUCCUACAGCCUCUAUCGCCUCGGGGAAAGACUGUCCCAGGGUGCGCGUCAGUACGUGGAAACGGGUCGUGCGGACGGUUUGGACGCGGGUGGAGACGCCCCGAACACUCUGCACUCGUUCGUCGGGCCGCCGGUGCCCCAGGGUGAGGGAACGAGCAUCGGACGUGCCUUUCUCGACGGCAACCACACCCUGGUGAGCGUCAUGGCGCGGAUUAACCCGAGCCCGGAUUGGUUCGUCGGCGUCGACUCCUUCCAGCUAUGCGUCGAGGGAAAUUGGGUGGACACCGUUACAGUCGAGCUCGAUCCUCUCGACGGCGGCACCGACAACGGAUUCACAUUCACAGCCGCCAACUGGCCGACCCAGCCGCAAGGCGUUGCCUACAGAAUCACGUCGAGGUACCCGGCGCAUCCCGCGGGAAGCUUCUACUACCCGAAUCUGCCUCGAUUACCUCCGCUGGCCACGCUCACGUUCACCAAGCUCAGGGAAUACACUCUCACCGAAAGAUACCACGAGGACGAUGUAGAGAUGGAAUUUGUUAGCAACGACGAACUCAUGUCCCAGUCUUCGGCGGCAAGGAUCAUCGACCCAAAUCGCGACCUCAACGAGGCCAUCGCUGAGGAACGCAGGGAAAUGGAACCUUACAGAUACAGGUACUGGACAACCGACAACAAUCAGCUGGUCACCGACCUUCCGAGGGACAACAAGGAGGCCAUUCUUCACAGCAUAGCCUCCACUUACGCCCAGCGGGGAAAAGCACCGACUCCGACAACCGUUUCCUGGCCGCCGAGGGACGCCUUGGCCAAGACGUCGAAGGCGCCCGGAUGGCCCUAUUACCAUACCAUGUAUCAGCAACAGCAGCAGCAGCAGCAGCAAAACUCGAACCUUCAAAGGAUCCACUCGUUCGAUAACAGCCAGCAAAAAAUUAACGCCGACGAUCGGAAACGGAACUCGACCCUGCUUCGACCCUGGGGAAACUUUACCACCACUGUUGACCGUGCCCAUCGACUCAGAGUCAAGCACCACAGGCUACCGUCGAAGGGAAAACACCCCAGAGUUCGAAUGCCGAGAAACUGUAAGGUCGGCGAAUGGGGACCGUGGAGCGCGUGCAGCAGGAGUUGCGGGGUCGGCGAGACGCAGAGAACGAGAAAGAUCAGUGUGAAACCCCGCAGGGGAGGAACGCCCUGCCCUCCGUUGAAGGAGACGAAAUGGUGCGGCAGCGCGAGUCCUUGUUCACCGGGCAGCGGGAAGCAGGUCGUCGAUAUAUAUCAGUGGUAGGGAAGGAAAAUUGAUAAACGAGGGAAAAUCAAGGGAUAGAGACCGAACGCGAGAGUACGUUAUACACGUUGUAAUGGAGAAAGUUUAAGAAAUGAAGAAAAACUUAAUAACAUAGUAAUUAUACGUAACAUAUGAUUGUGUGACGAUAAGCCAAAUAAUUGAAAACCAAAGAUAUGUGAAAGGGCGAAAGUAGCAACCAUCCCCCCCAACCCCCUCUGUUCUUGUAUACAUCUCUUUCAGCUGUGCAAGUAUGUGUGUACAAUUUAUAUAUAUAUAUAUAUUAUUAAUAUUUUCAAUCGCGUUAAUUCGAGUAAAUUUCAUAUUAUAUUACAUAUAUAUUGGACCGGAAUCGCUUAUUAUUGCUGCAACCGUCUUAAUAUUCUCUUUCAAUACGUUAAUUCUUGGAGGGAAAUUGAAGAAUAUUUCAGUCCUCGGAAUUUCACGAUCCCGUCAAUUUUCCAAAUUCGUAUACUGCCAAUACCUGUUGACGCUGCUUUUAUAAUAUAUUAUAUGCAAGUCAAUACGUGAUGUAUGAAUAUAUACAUACAUAUAUAUAUAUAUAUAUAUAUAUAUAUGUGUGUGUGUGUAUAUAUAUAUAGAUGUAUAUACUGAUGCACAACGACGAAAAAUUUCUCGCCGAAUCCGUCAUCAUUGUACCUGUUUAUUUAAGAGCAGAAAUCCAAAGUUUUAGCGUCAACCAAACAAACGUUAACUUUACUGUAUGUAGGUAGAUAUGAAAUUUUUCAAUUGAUGAGUAGAAAAAGAACAUGACAAAAACCGUGGUCUACCGCGUGUAUAAUUUCACGAGACAAUCCAAAAGUUGCAAUAUUAUUUUUUCAAUCUACGCUACAUCCACAUCGUAUAUCAUAUAUUUCUUCUUUUCGAAUUAUUUAAACGAACGAACUUGAUAAACGACAACGCGGUAAAAAAAAAUAAAAGAAAAAAAACCUGUAAAACUAAUAUGUUCACUGCGAAAAUGGUCAAUAUAUAUUUUCUGUCCAAAUAGUCAAAUGAUAAAACAAGAAGAAAAAAAAAAAAAAAAAUGAACAAAUGAAUAAAUGAAGUUGCAUCGAACCCUCUAUUUUCAUGAAAUAAAAAGUAAAAAAAAAAAGAAAAUAAAUAAAAAAAGAAAACGAAAAAAUACUACAGAAUCACGACAACAGUUGUGAAAUCUUAUUGCCAUAAAUCGUGUCUAACUAUAUAUAUAAUAAUAUAUUACUAUAUAUCUUGAAAAACCUUGGGAUUAAGUAUAUAAUAUUGUAUAUGUAUAAUUUAUCGAGUACAGAAUAUAAAGUGGGUGAAAAUUUUUACAAAAUAUCAUCAGGUACGGUUAGGUAAGUGUAUUAUAUCGUAGAGUUACCGUUAACGAUAAUAACUAAUUAUUAAUUAUGAAUAAAAACAAAAGCUAAUGACAAAAUUUGAAAAUUGGAAGAAUAAAAAAAAAAAAAUUAAUUAAACGUCACUUACAAUUUAGUGUAUAAUGUAUUAAAUAUAGAUGAUCAUGUACUGCCCGAGACAAGGCUUGACUCUCCGCUACUGCAUUCGAAAUCUUGUCAAAUCUCGUCCUCGAAUCAGUGUUUCUGUCGCAAAUUUUUUUGUCCGUAAAAUACCCCGUAUCCCUGGACAACAUCCGAACGAAAAAAAAAAAAAAAGAAAAUAACUUUGAACAGCCCGAACGGCCGUAAAGCAAGUAAAUCAGAUUCCAUAAAA